GUAAACAUAACCUCCAAAUUACUAAUCCGCCACACUGCAUUCCCAAUAGUAUUCCUCAAAAAUCAAAAUUACAAAAAAAUUGAUAAAACCAGGAAUUUUAAAUCACAAAAUUAGAUCAAAAUUGUGCUACUAUUCAUCAAAUAUUAUUCGUAGUCUAAAUUCUGGUUUGAAUACUCAGAGAAAAAUUCAAAUGUAAACUCAGCCGAUUCAUGCAAGUAUUUUUUCACCAACUGUGGAGAAUAGGUAAAGUUCAGUUAUUCAUCUUGCCCUUAAAUUUCCCAUGAUUAAUCUGUAAGGUUAUCUUGAACUCAUGCACCUCUGCUCCUCGUUCAAAUUUAAUUGAUUGAUCUCCAGAAUGGAAAAUCAGCUGGACAUUAUCUACAAAAGGCUCAGAACAUUGGAAAGUAAGAUUUUUGACUCAGAUGAUGUGAAAGAAGAAUUCAGCAAAUCAAAGUCAAUCUUACAGGUGCUCAACGAUUCGCAAGAAACUCUCUCCUCUGCUCUAGCUGGUCAGUCAAAAAUUCAACAGUAUCUACAAUCAUUGGAUAAACUAGAUGCCGUUCUAGACCCCAAUUAUGAGAAUAAGUUCAUUGAUUUGGAAGUCAAAAUAUCUUUAAUUUUAAACAAUCAUGAGAAUAUUAUAAAGUGUGCUAAUUUGCUAAGUGAAUUUGAUAGGAAAAAAGACACAGUACUAAGUGAAAAUUUGUCAAAAAUUAUUGCUGACCAACCAAAUUUGAGUAAAGUUAUAGAUCAGCAAAUUGUGGUGAAAGGAGCGGUAGAAAACCAAACUAAAAAAAUCAACGAUUUAAUGUUGAAGUACACAUCAUUUAUGGAAAGUUUAAGCAACUAUGUUUCGCUUCUUGAUAAAAAGUUAACAGAGUUGGAGAACGCAAAGAUUUCAGCAGAAGCAGAAUGAAGGCAAAUUUUGCCUAUUUUUAAAAGUUUAUUUAACUUUUUUUGUAAACUUGCAAAGGUCUAACAAUUUUUGAGGGGAUCUCAGAAAAUGUGCCACUUAUUUUACUGUCCAUUUUGAUGCAUAAUAAAAUUUGCGAAUAACUCUAUAACUUUUCUCUCAAAACUGUAUAAUUUACGUAUUUAUCGUGUUGCAUAUAUUAUUUCACCAAUUUAUACUUUGCUAACAAUCCAAAGAAGAGAGGAAAAAAGAAUAAAAUAAUUUAAUCAGA
Bemisia tabaci is the source of this 1184-nucleotide messenger RNA. RefSeq lists its product as uncharacterized. Lineage: Eukaryota; Metazoa; Arthropoda; Insecta; Hemiptera; Aleyrodidae. Gene Ontology annotation, biological process: cytoskeleton-dependent cytokinesis. Gene Ontology annotation, cellular component: dynactin complex. The record is from RefSeq and is a predicted model, not a curated record.